AUGGUGAUGUCCAGCAAAAGAUUUAGUAUAAAAGGACCAGCAGUGGAUGAGAAUGGUCAGUUCAGAGCAACGGUUCAACCUCCGCUACUAUUCUCAAGUCUACCCCUGGAAGAAUCUGAACUCUACAACAUGAUGCAUCCCCUACUAUAUCUGAUGCUGUUAACCGGUUUCUGCCUAGCUCACUAUAGAGGGUCGUAUGACAACCACAACUUAAUCGUCAGAGAAGAACCUUACUCCGGGGAUGACAGAGAUAUCGUGGAGUGCCCCGUGUGUGAAGAGUCAGAAAAUUGGUUGCCAAAUACCGAGAAAUGUCCUAUCAAGAGAGGCGACAAGAUCUACAAAAAAUGCAAACUCGGUACUUACAUCAACGAGGUUUGCGGCAGUCGACUGGAUUGCUAUAGGGGGCCCGGCGAGCAGUGUACUGUGAAGAGGGAAUUUGAUAACUACGGCAAGAAAUGCGCCCCCGGCUAUUAUUGUCAUAAGUCUUUGGGAGUCUGCAUAGGACUGGGGUACCAAAUAGACAGCAACAUGCAGUGGCAACUCAAUAGAUUCCCCUACACCUGGCGCCGAAGUGACCUCAAAGGACAAUCUGAUGAGUCGAAAUAUUUAUUUGAAGGAGGCCGAAACGAAUGA
Arctia plantaginis is the source of this 633-nucleotide messenger RNA. The record is from the annotation of a GenBank genome assembly. Lineage: Eukaryota; Metazoa; Arthropoda; Insecta; Lepidoptera; Erebidae.